Messenger RNA from Leptidea sinapis, 629 nucleotides. Its product is annotated as larval cuticle protein A2B-like. Gene Ontology annotation, cellular component: extracellular matrix. The record is from RefSeq and is a predicted model, not a curated record. NCBI's taxonomy places the organism in Eukaryota, Metazoa, Arthropoda, Insecta, Lepidoptera, Pieridae. The coding region runs from base 24 to 581 and encodes 185 amino acids. The transcript has 2 exons.
GGCACUAACAAACCAUCCUUACAAUGGCUUUUACGUUGAUCGCUGUCACCUUCACCUUGGCGCUGGCCCAUGCUUCCGCAGCACCAGCUGUGGCAGUGGCUGCUCCAGUAGUCGCUGCGCCCGCUGUCGCCGCGAGGCUGGAAGAGUUUGACCCUCUCCCGCAAUACAAGUUCGGAUACAACGUAGCAGACUCCCUCACCGGCGACUACAAGAGCCAACACGAGCAACGCAACGGCGACUUUGUCCAAGGGUCUUACUCGCUGGUAGAACCUGACGGCACCCAGCGUAUCGUUGAUUACUCAGCUGAUUCUGUGAAUGGAUUCAAUGCCGUCGUUCGCAAGGAACCCUUAGUCGCCGCAGCUCCCGCUGUCGUUGCAGAACCAGCUGUAGUUCCAGCACGAAUUGCCGCGGCUCCUGUAGUAGCACCGGUUGCAAGAUACACCGCAGCAUACACCGCCCCCGUCGCAUAUGCACCAUACACCGCUCCUGUAGCCAGACUCACCGCAUACAACAGUCCGUUAGCCUAUUCUGCACCUCUUGUAUCAGCAAGACUAACCGCCGCACCAAUCAUCUCGUAUUAAUUUUUUAAUGACUUUUGUAACUGAUUAAAAGACCGUGAACUAUCUUAA